Molecule: messenger RNA, 1533 nt
Organism: Paramecium tetraurelia
Lineage: Eukaryota; Ciliophora; Oligohymenophorea; Peniculida; Parameciidae
Exons: 7
Biological process (GO): intracellular signal transduction; peptidyl-serine phosphorylation; protein autophosphorylation
Cellular component (GO): nucleus; cytoplasm
Molecular function (GO): ATP binding; calcium-dependent protein serine/threonine kinase activity; calcium ion binding
Source: RefSeq, a predicted model, not a curated record
AUGGGAUGUUUCGAAUCAAAAAAAAGAAAUAGAAUUGUGGCUAUGUAAACUAUGAACAAAGAUUAAGUAUUCACAUCAACAGCUGAUAUCCAUCAAUUAUAUAACUUUGGGAAAGUGCUUGGAGUUGGCUCAUUUGGAAAAGUGUUAUUAGCAAAAAUGAAACAGAACUCUGAAAAACAAUACGCUAUUAAAGUAAUUGAUAAAAGGAGAGUUAAAGGUAAAGAGGCAUUACUUGCUAAUGAAAUUUUUGUGUUACAAUAGCUUGAUCAUCCUAAUAUUAUCAAAUUUUAUGAAGUUUAUUAGAGUCCUUUAUAUUUCUAUAUUUGUAUGGAUUAUUGUUAAGGGGGUGAACUUGUUGAAAGAAUAGCCAAAUAAUAAUCGACUCUAUCUGAAGGUUAAGUAUAAACCAUCAUACAAAAGAUCUGUUCAGCCAUUGUUUACAUUCAUGAUUUAGGAUUGGUACAUCGUGAUAUCAAGCCUGAGAACAUUAUGUUUAGCGAGAAGGAUGUAUAUUCGGAACCAAAGUUGAUUGAUUUUGGGUUGGCAAAUAAGUACGACACUACUCACAUUAAACGAUUGAAAACAUUUGUUGGAACUCCCCUCUACUUACCUCCUGAAGUGAUUGAUGGGGAAUAUGAUGAAAAAUGUGAUGUAUGGAGUUUAGGAGUUAUGCUAUUUAGUUUGUUAUGUGGCUACCCACCUUUCUAUGGCAAAAACAGAGCCUAAUUAUAUGAAAACAUCAAAACACAAACUCUUAUAUUCGAUAGACGUCAUUGGAGGAACAUCAGUGAAUAAGCUAAGGAUCUAAUAUAAAAGAUGCUUAUGAAAACUCCUAAAAAGAGAUUGUCAGCCAGAGAAUGUCUUAAACAUCCUUGGUUUGAAAUACAAUUUCAGAAUAUAAAAACUCAUGAGGAUAAUAGAACUAUUUAUUAAAUGCUCAAAAUGUUUAGAGGAGGAGCCAAAUUCAAAAAAGAAGUCACCAAAGUUCUCAUCAAUUAAAUGAAUGAGAAAGAAUUACAUCAUCUUAAGCAGGUCUUCCAAAAAAUAGAUGUAGACAAUUCUGGUACUAUAACUAUUGAAGAAUUAAGAGAAGCACUUUAAUAAGAGGGAUCUCCUGCGUCAUUAGAAGAAAUAGAAUAAAUUAUAUAGACUAUAGUCUUGGAAGAUGAUGAAGAGAAUAACAACUUAGAAAUGGACAAAGAACCCUCCCCUCUUGUCAUCAAAUAUACAGACUUUUUGGCUGCAUGUAUUGAUGAAAGAAAAGUAUUAACAAGGGAAAAGUUAUGGUCUCUGUUUAAGUAUUUCGACACUUUAGAUGUCAAUUAUAUAACUAAAGAAGAUAUUAAGGAAGCCUUAGCAAGACAUGGAAGAUAGAUGUCAGAUGAGAAAAUCGAUUAGAUGAUUUAUGAAAUUGAUCCUAAUCAUGAUAAUAAAAUAAGCUUUGAUGAAUUCAUUUAAAUGAUGGGAGUAGCUGGCAUUGAACAAACUAUGAAUAUUAGGGAUGAAGUUAAAGAAGUGGAAAUUUAAAGUUGA